This is a messenger RNA of Exophiala bonariae, 1038 nucleotides long. RefSeq lists its product as uncharacterized. The transcript has 2 exons. NCBI's taxonomy places the organism in Eukaryota, Fungi, Ascomycota, Eurotiomycetes, Chaetothyriales, Herpotrichiellaceae. Bases 1 to 1038 code for a protein of 345 amino acids. The record is from RefSeq and is a predicted model, not a curated record.
AUGGACUAUUACGAUAACUCUCACGACUCUUACGACUACUACGACGCAUAUGAGAGUCAGGCUUGGGAUAGUGAACAAUACGACGAAAGUGGAUACGGGUAUAAUGGCUAUGACAACUAUAACGAGUACGAACAGGAAGAGGAGUAUUGGUAUGAUGCAGAGGACGGCGGUUACGGUGAAUAUAACGGAGAGGAUGAAUAUGGCGCUCAGGAGCCGUACAAUAACUACGAGGAACAUGAACACUAUCAACAUGAACACAGCCAAGAGUAUAACCAACAGGACGACCAAGAAUAUAGUCAAGCAUACGGUCAAAGCUAUGAGAAUGCGGGUGAAGAAUAUGUAGGAAGUGCACAGGAGCAUUCUAACAUGGAAGAAGACCACGGAUACAGGGAAACUGGCUCUCAGCAACAAUUAGGAGGCUACCCGAAUGACCAUGAAGGCCAGUAUUGGUUCUUCAACGAAUACGAAACAUCCUCACGGUUUCACCACUCCGAUGGAAAUCAUAUAACAGGAGCUCAUAGAUCUGCCAUCCCAGAUAUUCAUGAGUCCACUGGGACUAGCGAGUAUGAGACAACGCAGCACGCAGCGGUGGAUCAACAUUUAUCGCCCGCGAGGGGGGGGCACAGUGUCCAUUCCGAAUCAUAUCAGUCUUUCUUGCCCAGUGCCAUGUUUGAGCAUGGUCAGCACCAAAAUCAUCCGCCAUCUCGCGCUGUAAGCCUCAAUCGCAGUCAACGCCUGACCCUCCAGCCAGCAUACCCUAUGGAAGAGCAUGCAGCAUCUCCUACGGGAAUAUUCCGCGAUCUCUUCUGGAAGAGUCAACGCAAUGGUGGUUCGAUCAAGUCGGCUGGCGAACUCGAUCACCGUCAUAAUAACCAUCGUAACAGCUCACCACUAUCGACACCCCGGAGUCCACGGACGCCCUUGAGAACUGGCUUACUCACACCACGCUCUGCAGAUGGGGGGUUUCAGCGUCCAAACACUGAUUUUCGAAGACCAGAUACAUCUAUCGGGUUUCUAGCGCCCUUGACACCGUCAUGA